This is a messenger RNA of Marasmius oreades (fairy-ring Marasmius), 1059 nucleotides long. RefSeq lists its product as uncharacterized. The transcript is spliced from 9 exons. Bases 1 to 1059 code for a protein of 352 amino acids. The record is from RefSeq and is a predicted model, not a curated record. NCBI's taxonomy places the organism in Eukaryota, Fungi, Basidiomycota, Agaricomycetes, Agaricales, Marasmiaceae.
AUGCCACCCUGCGGUACUGGCUCUCUCUUGGAUAGUGCAUGUUACACUAGGGUUAUAACUCGACCAGCAGCUUCAUUAGCGCUGCAAUUCGUGCUCUAUGGAGCGUACGCUAUUCUUUUCGGAAUCUGCCUGUUCACACUCACCACUCGAAAAUUAAAAUUACCUUACUCCUCCAUCCAUAUCGCCGCGGUGACUACACUAUUUGCUGUAGGCACGAUAAGCCUUUCUCUCAACACUACCAUCAUCGUCCGAACGGCGACAAUGUCAUUGGCUCCAAUAGCCUUCAGCGACAUAUCUCUAGCUAUCAAUGCUAACAAGUCUGUCAACGAAAUACUUGAACAACAGAGAGUUUUAAUUCCGUGCGCGCACAUGCUACUUGUGCUAGCCAAGUAUGACAUUCUUUCUCUCCAGGAAUCCAUACAUAAAACUCAGAAGCCCCCCCUUAGUUCUAUAGCCGAUGCAAUUCUCGUGUGGCGUUGUUAUAUGAUCUGGGCAUAUAACCGAAAAGUUACCGCGUUUCCCGCCCUGUUCUGCUUUGUCAAUAAUUUUCUUGGUAUUACUACGAGCGCUUUAUACAUCAAGAAUGGACAUGUAGAACAAUUCUUUCAGGUUCCUCAUACCGACUCAACAUCGACCGUUUUUACCGUCUUUAUAUUCGGAACUCUGUUCUCCAAUCUCCUUAUUACCGCCAUGAUAGCCGGACGUAUCACAUAUCUCGCCCACAAAUCCAAAGCUUUCCUCGUUCCUGAUUAUUGGAGGAUGUACAGAGCAGCUAUUUCUAUCACUCUCGAAUCCGGGAUGCUACUGCCAUUAGCUAUCGUAGUCUACGCUGUGGCUGCUCUGCAAACACAAAAAGUUCCGAAUACAUGGGUUCCGUCCGCCAGCUUAGGGGUUAUGGAGACAGUGGCGGAGGUUAUGUUUUAUGCGUUGGUUCAGUUUGUUGGGAUCGCGCCUACAUUGAUUAUCGUUAGGAUUGGUCUUGGGGUGAGCGUUGAAGGGAGACAGCAAGACUCUAGCCCUGAGCGGCAUGAGAUGAGGGCGGACAUGAGGGUGGAGUAG